Paramuricea clavata is the source of this 678-nucleotide messenger RNA. The record is from the annotation of a GenBank genome assembly. Lineage: Eukaryota; Metazoa; Cnidaria; Anthozoa; Malacalcyonacea; Plexauridae.
AUGGAUAGUUUCAAUGAAGAUCUAAAAGUACUAGAUUUAAAUGACGAUUAUGAUCUUUCAGUCCUUAUUGAUAAAUAUGAAAAUACGUUGAAAGAAACUUUACAGCAGCAUGCUCCACAAAAACGACGAAUUAUAACUCUUCGUCCUUUAUCACCAUGGUACAAUGAGGAGAUUGGUCAAGAAAAAAGAAAUCGCAGGAAACUAGAGCGCCGCUGGCGCGCAUCUGGACUAUGUAUUGACAGACAGUUAUAUGUCAAACAAUGUGAGACAGUGAAUGCCAUGAUAAAGAAUGCUAAGACAACAUACUACUCAUCGGUUAUUUCCAGUAAUGCACAUAAUCAAAAAGUGUUAAUUAGUAUGGUUGAUAAAUUACUCCAUCGAAAGCCAGAAAAGCGCUAUCCAACUGCGUCAUCAACGACUGAACUCGUGAAUAAAUUUGCAGAUUUCUUCAGUAAUAAGAUUGCUAUUAUAUGGAAAGAACUAGCCAUUGAUUCUUCCCACUGUGAUCAGCGAAAUCAAGAGGAAGAAUAUGCACAAUGCGUUAAAUUCAUUAACUUUCAAGAAGUCACGGAACAUGAGAUUGAAAAUGUUAUUGAUAAAGUUGGUAAAAAAUCUUGUGAACUUGAACAGUUCCCGCAAAAAUCUUUCAAGGUUGUCAGAAGACUCUCUUAUCUAUAA